GCGCGAGAGUGAGUGAGUGGCUGAGUGAGUUUACCCCUAUGAGGCGGUGAGAGGCCCGGGGCCUACCUCUGAGGAGCGGGGUCGCGGCGCCAGCUAGCAGCGGGCCCCCUCCCGGUCCCCGGGCCCGGCGGCGCGGCGGCGGCUCAGUUGUGAGGAGGCGGGGAAGCGAGUGUCCGGCCCCAGCCAUGGAGGGCAUGGACGUGGACCUGGACCCCGAGCUGAUGCAGAAGUUCAGCUGCCUGGGCACCACCGACAAGGACGUGCUCAUCUCCGAGUUCCAGCGGUUGCUCGGCUUCCAGCUCAACCCGGCCGGCUGCGCCUUCUUCCUGGACAUGACCAACUGGAACCUACAAGCAGCAAUUGGCGCCUAUUAUGACUUUGAGAGCCCAAACAUCAGUGUGCCCUCUAUGUCCUUUGUUGAAGAUGUCACCAUAGGAGAAGGGGAGUCGAUACCUCCUGAUACUCAAUUUAUAAAAACAUGGCGAAUCCAAAAUUCUGGGGCAGAGGCCUGGCCUCCAGGGGUUUGUCUUAAAUAUGUCGGGGGAGACCAAUUUGGACAUGUGAACAUGGUGAUGGUGAGAUCGCUAGAGCCCCAAGAGAUUGCAGAUGUCAGCGUCCAGAUGUGCAGCCCCAGCAGAGCAGGAAUGUAUCAGGGACAGUGGCGGAUGUGCACUGCUACAGGACUCUACUAUGGAGAUGUCAUCUGGGUCAUUCUCAGUGUGGAGGUGGGUGGACUUUUAGGAGUAACGCAGCAGCUGUCAUCUUUUGAAACGGAGUUCAACACACAGCCACAUCGCAAGGUAGAAGGAAACUUCAACCCGUUUGCCUCUCCCCAAAAGAACCGACAAUCAGAUGAAAACAACUUAAAAGACCCUGGGGGUUCCGGGUUCGACUCGAUCAGCAAAAACACAUGGGCUCCUGCUCCUGACCAAACCGAGCAAGAUGAGAAUAGACUCUCACAGAACUCUGUAAAUCUGUCCCCCAGCAGUCACGCAAACAACUUAUCAGUAGUGACUUACAGUAAGGGGCUCCACGGGCCUUACCCCUUCGGCCAGUCUUAAACGGGUGUCAGCAAGAAGAAAAAUUAACAAAAGACAGAAGGCUUGACUCUGGGGGGGAGGGCAAGGGGUUCCUCUGGAUUGCAGACCACAUCGCACGGACCCCUGGCUCUGACCCCCAUCCUGGAAGAAGAGGAAGAAUCAGAAAGACUAGUUUUGAAUAAAACUCAGUGUGCGUGUGUGAAUGCCGAAUCGCAGGAGUGGUGUUGAGGCUACCAAGAAGAAAUCCAUGCAGCCAGUUUGGGUUUUGUUUAUUAGGCGUCAAUCUAACAAGUCAUUAGGUCGCUCGGGAAGGAAAAAAAUGUUUAAAAUGGGGGAAAAAAGCCAUCUUUUUAAACAAAAAUUAUUUUGCCUACAGACAGGUUGUAGUUUUGAGCACAUGUUAAUUUUUUCCCCUUUCCCCACUUUUUUUUUUUUUUUUAGAUAAGGGAUAACAUGCUGUUUAUAGAAUGCUUGUUGCUCUGGAAGCAAUUCAGGUUCAAAACUGGCAUGGCCUGCUUGGGGACUCUGCGGGUCAGUGCUAUAGGAGGACACCUGCCGUGCCACCUGACUCCACGAGUCUCCAACCCCAUUUGUUUUUAAUGGCAUCAGCCCAUGAGUUAUCACGCUUUUCCUCUUCUCUUUAAUCUUCUGUUGAUUUACACCUUUGACAUUUGUAUUUGUCAACCCUGUGGCUUGUUACCGUCAGAACCUCUCUGAAGACCAAACUUCCCUGUGUGGCCAGCAGAGGAAGCCUUGAAGACAGAUCUCGGGUGACGUGGGAGUUUGUGAGGCUGAGAGGUGUCCUCCUGCACACACUUGUAACAAUUCGAAUUGCUUUCCUUCCUUGUUUCUCUUGGCGGAAAGAAAUGCCAUCACGCUUACUGCUCUCUUGGAUUCUUGGUACACAGCGGCUCCCCAUUCACUCUGGGAACGCUGCCUCUGUGCUGCGUAUAUGUGUGUGCUGCGUGCACACACACACACACGGGUGUUGGUGCAGCUCAUCAGCGAGUGUGCAGCAGGCGAAUGUGAAGGUGUCCCCUGCUUCUCUGUUGUCACACAACUCCCUUCCCUGUGUUUCUCUCCAGUUGUCCUUUGGGGUGUUUUUGCAGCCUGUUAGUGGAGCUGAGCUGUUAAGGUAUGAAAAUGGAGCCCCAGAUGGGGAAUUUGCCAUGGGGAAGGGCCACACUUACUGACUGCGUGAUCUUGGAGACCACACUUUGUUGGGAAUGAAAGGACCCCCGCCCUGAGCAGGAUGCUUAGUUAUUGGGAGGUGGCGGGCAAGGGACAGCCCAGCCGGAGCACAGGUUGAUUGGCUGGCUGCUCACUGGGACAGGUGGCCCCACUAGCAUCCUGUGGAUUCAGAGCAGGUUGAGAUGUGGAUAUCUCCAUGGGAAGCUUAAACCAGGCCAGAACAGCUGUCUGCCAAAGAUACAAGAAUAUGCAAAGUCCCUCUUCUCUUCUCACCCCCUCCUUCCCUCGAGUCUUGGUUUGUUUGAUAGCCGGGAAUAUGGAUCUAGGGUGCGGUUGCUGGGUCACCUGCCUGUUACUACACCCCCACCCACCCCGGGGGUGUGAGACAGCAGGGAGUCCAGGUCGAUGAUUGGCUGCAAGGAGUCAUAUAGCCUGGGUGUGGGUGAGGGUCUGCCUGCCUGUCUGUCUCUGUCUGGGUGUCUGAGUUGCGAAAACAUGUGUUGUUUGUUCCUCCUCAUCCUCUUCUGAGACUGUUGUGUUUUUCAAGCUUGAUUGUGAGAGAAAAGCUUGUACAAAAUUCCCCCUUUGCCUCCCCACCUCCCCCCAAAUAAAAGGGGGAGUAACCAUUGGUCCACUGGAGAAGCCCCAGGGGAGGGUGGAGCCUGCCUGCUGAAGGCGCAGUGCAGCUGGGUCAGGGGCUGGACUGGAGCUCACACUGGAGCACCUGCUUUCUAUGCACACAAAGAGCACCCCAUUCCCAGCAGAGCAGGGGUGCCCAGGCCACCACAGGUCCAAGCCAGGGGCUCACGAUGGCUUUUUGUUUGAGGGCCCUGUUGGGCCCAGACUGCUGCCACUGUUGGUGCCAACCUCCUGGGACACCACCACCCUGGAGCCCACACAUGCCCAGCCGUUCUACUCACUUGAUAGCCCUCAAAGCAUCACAUCUCCAGCUGCCCCUGCAGGAUCACGGGAGGCUUUACGUCCCCUGGUCUCCUGGCUUCCUCAUCUGCCCCACACUAGGUACCCCUUCCCCUUUUCUCAGGAGGGGGUGCCUGCCGUUAUUCAGCAGUGGCUUCAUAGAUCACCGUCAGUGGGUCUGGCCCUGCCAGAGGGAUCCUGCUCCUCCUCUUGCUUUUAGGCAGUCUCACCUGGCAAGGUAGUUGUCCCAAGCACGUUGGCUUCCCUCCCAAGAACAAACCAUUUCUGUACACAUCUUUGGAGAGGUGAGCUCCUUGCAGAGGCCGGAGCGAGCGAGCGCAAGCCAUGGAGUAGGCGCGGAAGGAGUCCAUGGUUCCCCCAAGACCUGGAAGCUGUUGGUACCAUUCAUCCUGCCUCUUCUCGCUGGUUUAGGUUCUGAGCAAGUCCUUAGAGCCCCUCUUUUCCACUGCCUAGGGGGGCGGCAAAGGCUACCCUCUCAGCCCCAGUAGUCUCAGUUCCUCUUGGACUCUUUACCAAAUGACAGGCUGCCUCUGGGCAGGACCACCAGUGUCUGGCACCCGCAAGGUGAGGCAGGCACCAUCCCUAAGGACCUGAGCCCAGCGGGGGAGGCAGAGGGGCUCAGGCUUGGGAGGAAUCUGUGUGCACAGAGUGAGGUGUGUGUGGAUGAGUGUGCACGCGUGCAUGCGUUUUUUCUUUUUUCCCAUGGGGACAGUUGAAUUUGGGGCAUUUUUCUACAAGAAACAGCCUUCUCUUCCCCCAGCAAGGACUGGCUGUUACCUAAAGUCCAUCAAAGGCACUUCCAGCCAGGAGAGAACCUCACCAAGACAGCUGCUGUGGCCCAAGGGUGGCCAAGGUGGGAAGUGGGCAUAAGACUAAACACCUCCCCAAAUUCAAUGUGAGCCCCAGCGGGAGAGGGUGGUGGGGUUGCCAGGGCCCAGAACUGCAAGCUGAUUCCCCACCCCACCCUGCCUCGCCUUUUCUUUGUUUCCUCGUGUGAAUGCUGGAGCAGCAGUAGCUGCCUCCUCCACCUGGACAGUGGUGUGCAGCAAGCAAGCUGGGUGGGUGUUUGUGGUGGGGCCUUAUGGUGCCUGGGAGGAGAUGAAGAUGAGGAGGUUUUUCCUUACUGUAUAAAUGAAUAUUUGUAUGAUUAAAUUAACACACACCAAAAAAAACCCUGUUUUCA
Eubalaena glacialis (North Atlantic right whale) is the source of this 4353-nucleotide messenger RNA. It is a transcript of the gene ILRUN, whose product is annotated as inflammation and lipid regulator with UBA-like and NBR1-like domains. The coding region runs from base 186 to 1061 and encodes 291 amino acids. Gene Ontology annotation, molecular function: ubiquitin binding. The transcript is spliced from 5 exons. Lineage: Eukaryota; Metazoa; Chordata; Mammalia; Artiodactyla; Balaenidae. Gene Ontology annotation, cellular component: phagophore assembly site. The record is from RefSeq and is a predicted model, not a curated record. Gene Ontology annotation, biological process: macroautophagy.